Messenger RNA from Moesziomyces antarcticus, 1590 nucleotides. Its product is annotated as CPA2 familytransporter. Lineage: Eukaryota; Fungi; Basidiomycota; Ustilaginomycetes; Ustilaginales; Ustilaginaceae. Gene Ontology annotation, cellular component: membrane. Gene Ontology annotation, biological process: proton transmembrane transport. Bases 1 to 1590 code for a protein of 529 amino acids. Gene Ontology annotation, molecular function: antiporter activity. The transcript has a single exon. The record is from RefSeq and is a predicted model, not a curated record.
AUGGUGCCUUCAACCUCUGCAUCCGGCGAGGCGGAUGCAUUGCCAUACACGUCGCCAUCGCUCAUCACCGUUCUGGUGCUGAGCUCGUACCUGCUUCUGCUCUCCAUCUUCUACCAUGCCUUCCAACGCCUUUUAUCCGCCGGGAUCCUAGGCCCACUCGUUCUGGGUGCGAUAUACGCGCGACCGCUCGGCGACAUCCUUCCCCCCGACGUGCAGUCGACGGUCCUUUCAAUCGGAUUCCUUGGGCUGAUAUUGCUCAUUGUCCAGGGUGGUGUGGAUGCGAGGAUGGACAUCCUCGCUAGCCCCGUGAACCUCGGCAUGGCGGUGCUGGUGGGUGCGACCGGUGUUGUGCUGCCCAUCGGGCUCAGCAUGGCACUGCUACCGGCGGGGUUCGGGUACGGGUUGCUGGAGAGCUUUACGGUAGGCGCUGCUCUGGCAUCGACUAGUCUGGGUACGACCUUCGCCGUGCUGAGUACGUACAAGGAUCGCACGAAGGAAAGCAGGACGGGAGAGAAGACGCAGCAGGGGAUUGCGGAUACGCGCGUGGGGACCAUCUUGGUCGGUGCUGCUCUGCUCGACGAUAUCAUCGGGCUCGUGAUCACAAGUGUCGUUUCCACACUCGGCUCAUCGACUCAGCCGGGAGGGGGGCUGAGCUCCGUCCCGCCGUGGACGAUUGCUCGGCCAGUGGUAUCGUCCUUUCUGCUGCUCGUCAUUUCAUGGCUUCUGUCGAGGUACAUCCUCGCGCCGCUUGCUCGGUCCAUCGUCAUCCCGGCACUGAUUCGAUACACUUCCGCAGCUCGAACGUCCGCAGACACCUCGUCGUCGGGUCGAGUGGCUGCAGAAUUUCGACGCGCCAUGGUGGGUCUGCACGCCAACCUCGGUCUACAGCAGAUGAUCGCUACGACUCUGCUGGUUUGCACGGUGCUUGCGUACUGCGCGAUCAGCGAGGAGAUUGGCUCGUCUCUGCUUAUCGGCGCGUUCUGCGCAGGUGCAAUGAUGAAGUACCUCUACACGUCGUGGGCGGGACUUACAUCGCCUCGCGAUGGGCAAGCCUGCGUAUGGUCACCCGAGCACCUUUUUUCCCAUACCCCGCUGGGUGUGGUGCAAGAGACGCUGCUCAUGCCGUUUUUCUUCUCGAGCAUUGGCUCUGCCAUCCCCGUCAAGUCGAUGUUCACCGCCAGCACGGUGUGGCGCGGCAUCAUCUUUGCCGGUCUCAUGGCGUUGGCCAAAGUAGCCGCGGGUGCGUGGCUCCUACUCGCCGAUCGACUCGAACGUCGCAAACCCAACGACAUCCAACUCGGUACACUCAAUCCAAGCGCAGAAGAAGAGGGUGUGCAAGAGCCACCAGUUUGGCCAGCGGCACUGUUUCUCGGAGUCAGCCUCAUGUCGCGCGGCGAGAUCGGCUACCUGAUCAUCAACAUCGCCAAUCGCUCCGGCCUUGUUGGUCAACAGGCUUUCAAUGUGGCCAUCUGGGCUAUCACACUCAAUACCCUCGCGGGCCCACUGGCAAUCGCAUUCCUCAUGCGCUCCCAAUACGGUCCCCUCCUCCUGGGCCUCUCACCAGCUUCGCGUCAAAGUCGCUGGUGCUAA